Molecule: messenger RNA, 2809 nt
Organism: Sceloporus undulatus (fence lizard)
Lineage: Eukaryota; Metazoa; Chordata; Lepidosauria; Squamata; Phrynosomatidae
Product: metal-response element-binding transcription factor 2-like
Exons: 3
Source: RefSeq, a predicted model, not a curated record
UUGGAUUUACCUAGCACUACUGGCAACGUGAACUGGCUCAGAAGAUCUGAUGGAACUGCACACUCAUCCAAUACCUCAGAUGUGGAAUCCACAGGUGCUGCCAGUACAAAGGAAACUACCUCAAACAAUACUGCCAAACAUUACAGUUUGCCUGACUCCAGAAAAAGGACACGUACAGGAAGAACGUGGCCAGCUGCAAUACCACAUUUAAGGAGAAGAGGACGCCUUCCAAGAAAAGCACUCCAGAUUCAGAAUGCAGAAAUAGUAAAAGAUGAUGAAAGCAAAGAUGAUUAUCAAUAUGAUGAACUCAAUACAGAGAUUCUGAAUAAUUUGGCUGAUCAAGAGUUACAACUUAAUCAUCUCAAGAACUCUAUUACCAGUUACUUUGGUGCAGCAGGUAGGAUAGCUUGUGGUGAAAAAUACCGCGUUUUAGCACGUCGGGUGACACUUGACGGAAAAGUGCAGUAUCUUGUGGAGUGGGAAGGUGCAACUGCUUCCUGACUCUUGUACUGCCCAGAUCUAUUUAUAGGCAUAGUUCAUAAAUCAGGAGUGCAGAAGGAAGCUUUUUAAAAAUAUUUUUAAAAAUGGAAACCAAGUUAGCCUUAACUCUCUUGCUUCUUAACAUUAUAGACAUUGUGAUAAAGGAUCUACCUGUUUAAAAUAAAGCUGGAUUCCUUUAUUUAAAAAAAACAACAACACCGUAGAAUGACAACUUUGGUUGUUUUAGAAUUGGGAAUCUGGAAUUUUGGUUGCUUUAAAAUAUGCACAAAUUCAAAAGAGACUUGUUUAGGAUACAUUCCAUGGAAACAUUUUUGUUGUUGGUAGGGGCUCUUUUCUAUAACUAGAACAAAUUUUUAGUAAAAUUCUUAAAUCUUUUCUUACUGAAAUGUUUGCAAAAGUGUAUUUCUACUCUGACAACCCUAGAUUUUCAUAAGGUGCAGUGUAUAUAAUUCCUACUGAGGACUGUAAAAUAUUGAAAUCUUCUUUCAAGCAAAGUGUAAAAUAUAUAUAUGGAGCUUGUAAAUUGCUCUGUGACUAGACUUUGUUGUCUUUUUAAUAUAUUCUUUGCAUGUGUGUAUAUUUGUGUGAUUGUGACCUAUGCAAUAUAAAUUAUGGGAUUGGGCAGCUUCUGACUUUGUAUCCCAUAAUUAUUUUUAUCAGGAAUAGUUGCAGUAUUUACACAGCAGCAUUUCUUCUCAGGCUUUAUUGAGUGCUGUUGCUUACCAUGUACUACAGAAUAUGUGUCAAAUGAAUGCUGUGUGUUCCAGCGAGUGCAGUCAAUGUCAUAUGCCUUUAGAAAAUAACUUAUUCUGCUCAAAUGGUCCAGCAAUUAAGAGAUUUAGAGUGCCUCUCAGGUUCACAUGCUCCCUCCUCUUCUCCACUUUGCAGAUGUCCUUCUCCUUUCAGCAUUAAGUGUGUUGAAGUGCUACAUGUUCAUUGAAGUUCAUGGCUACCUCUUGGUGAGCUUUGGAAAAGAGAGGGGCAAUUUGGAGGGAGUAUAUGCUCCUGUUUUCUUAGCCAUGAAUAAGAUAUCUAGAAAUAUUGCAUCUAUACUGGGCCAGGUUGCUUGAGGGUUGCAAUCCUAUACCUGUGUACCUGGGAGCAAAUCCUUUUGAAGGAACCUAUCUUCUAAUUAGACGUCUGUAGGAUUGUGCUUUAGUUCUUGACUUCAGCAUCCUUAUUUUGCGCAAUAUUGCAGCCUCAGUUGAAGAUGGAGAAAAGUUAGCUGUUUGAAACACAAAUCAGGAAUUUUUAAUUUGAACAUGAAUUUUGCUUAGGGAAAAAGUAUAAGGAUUGGCGACACACUGAUUGUAAAUUUUGUCUCCCAGUUUUAAAAAAAAUGUCAGCAGGAAUCGUGUAAGUUUCCUUUUUUGUACGUAAUGGUUUUUAGUCAUGUUUCAUAAACAUAGUUGGAAUAAAGUGUUUAAUUGCACAGGGUCAACAAACAGUAUGUUGCCACUUGAAGUAACAGUACUGCUUUUAUUACAAUAUUACCUCCUCUGUUCUUACAAAUAUGAAUCCAGUUUUUAGUAACUUUAUUUUACUUGUAAAAUAAUUUUUUUUGCAAGGGUUAGAUGUACUUUCGUUAGCUGUUGGAGGUGGGUGGGGUUCAUACUUUUUUUUGCCAAAGAAUCAACAUAGCUAUUUCAAUUUGGAUAGUUUGCAUUUUACUGCCUAAUAUUUUGUUGUCACACAUAAUUUCAUAGCUUUUAAAAAUGACUUGCAUGGUUAGACCAUAAUUAUUUGAUGAUUUUUUUAAAAGUCUGUUACAAUUGUCAAGAUAAAAGAAUCUCAGCAUUAUAUAUAGCCAAAGGAAGGACAGACAAAAUUGGUUGCCCUGUGCUUGUGCUUGGCUGACAAGCUUUAUAAAAGUAAUUAUUAAAAGAUAUUUGAUUGCCUUCAUUAAAAAAACAUGGGUGUUUUCCCCUCUCAUGCAGUCUCAACUAUUACAUUAAAGAUGCCUUGCCUAUAGCUGCAAUAUUUUGAUAAGACACAGGUUACUUUGUGAAUGUUGGUCUCUUGAAAUAAUGCAAAAUGUAGAUGUCUGUAAUGUUACAACCAGUUUUUUUAAAAGUAAUUUUCCUUUUCUACAAUUUUAAAUUGACAUUGAACACCAGCAGUAUUUGCAGUAGGGCUUCCAUACAAAGAUAGCGAUCGAAAUCUAGAUGGGAAAGGAACAUAACAAAUUAUCAACAAAUUUAAUUGUGAAUGUGUGUGAGUUUUCAUUUUGUCAUGGUGGCUGAUAUGUUUGUAUUUCUGAAACUGUUUUCUAGAAUUCAAAAUCAACAUUAAAUGUGUGUAUUUUUAA